AUGGCUGCAGGCAGUGCGCAAGCCAAACGUGGACAGAGCCUUGUUGAGGCCCGGGAGUUCUUUGACGACCCUGAGUGGAUUGGCAAGCUUGCCGAAUCCUUGCCAUUUCGCGAGCUCCUUCGCUACCGCUUUAAGGGCAAGGGACACAUCAACGUGCUAGAGGGUGAUGGGCCGUCUCGCAACCGCCCCGUGGCAAGCCCUACCAAAGAGGUUCCCCUUUGGUUUUCUGACCUGGCCGCUGGCAAGACAUACCGUUUCGACAUCAUGCUUGCUGCAGCCCGAGUCCCUCGCUUGCCCGGUCGCUGGCUUCGGCUUCUCCUGCUGCUAGCGGGGGAUGUGGAGAGGAAUCCGGGGCCUGUCACCUUCAGGGCUCCUUGUGGUGCUCUUGACUUGUCGUCGGGUUUUGCAACCACCACAAAGCAGAAGAUGACUAAGUCCCUUGAUUCUGGCUGGGAAGCACGUUGCAGCUUUCCCUUCCUGCUGUACUCUCCCAUGCUCAAAGUGUACCUUCUUGUCUAUGCCAUCACUGCCGUGCAAGAUCGCUGCCGGGAGCUCAAGGGCCAUCUUACACCCGCAUGGCAGAUUGACAAAAAGUGGCAGUUGGCCGAACCUGGCGAAUGUCGCCCCGUGAUCUCGCAACCUGUCAUCCAAGCUGCUACCGCUUUAGCGCUCUGCUGGGGUUGGCUGGACUGGGCCGCAGUUACCUUGAUCGGCUUCCUGUGUAUGCUGCACCCGUCAGAAAUCAUCCCCCUGAAGCGCUCCGACCUUGUGCUGCCUAGCGAUGCCAUGUCGGCGGAUCGCGUGGCUUACGUGCACGUGCGCAAUCCGAAGACUGUUCGGUUUGCCCGGCGUCAGCAUAGCCGCCUCGAAGAUCCCACUGUCCUGGCCUUUGUUGAGCAGCAUUUUGGCCAUUUGCCCUUGCAAGACCGCCUUUUCCGGGGUUCUAUGCAUACCUACCGCAGGCAAUGGAAUGCUAUAAUGAGUCGCCUAGGCGUUCCGCACACUUUGGCAGAGAAAGGUGCCACGCCCGGAGUCCUCCGCGGCUCCGGGGCCACUUUCUUGUACUUGGAAACGGAAGAUAUAAGCUUGGUUGCUUGGCGCGGUCGCUGGAGUAAGAUCAAGACCGUAGAGUUUUAUCUGCAGGAGGUGGCAGCUCAGCUCUUGCUACAGCAAUUGCCUCCAGCUGCCCGAGCGCGCAUUGCUGAGUUGAGACGCUUUGCCGGCCCUCUCCUUCUCAGCCAUUGCGCGAACAAUUGUGGUGAUCCACAUGUGAAUCAAGGAGUUCCUGCCUACCUUGUCGAGUGCCUGGGCCCUGCUCGAAAAGAGCUCAACAAAACCUUCGUUCUUGCGGUGGCAGUUGUUGAUAUGGUCACUAUUCGCCAUGAUGCUGGUUCAUGUUUCAAACAAGCGGAGGUGCGCAAGUCCUGGCUUCGGCUUGGUGCUCGAAUCCGUUGCCGUGGUGCUCGAAUCGACUGUUUUGGUGCGCACAUCCGCUUUCUACCCAUCAGCCACAGCCAACGCUGGCGGUUCCAGUGUGCAAUGAAUGUCGCCUGCAGUCCAUCUGCCUACCCAGAUUCGGCCCUCGGUGCCGUUGGCGGCUUCGUCGGCGGCGUCUUUGGCGGCGUCUUCGGAGGCGUCAUCGAUGGCGUCAGGGGGGUCGCCUGCAACUCCGGAGAGCCAGACAAGGAUGCAUGCGACGACGAGAACAUCUUCGAGCAGCGUGCUAAGCUGGACCAGGUGCUUCAGUUCUUCGAGCUGGAGUAUGAGAAGUUCUCUGGGUACUUCGAAGAUCCCCAGAGGAUGGAAAGCAUGCGAGUGGAAUACUACAACUGCAUCAACGCGAUCGAAUUUCAGAAUGAAGUGCUAUCGCAACUGGUCGAGGAGCUUCUCGGCUUGCGCAGUGCCCUGCGAAAGGGUGAGGCACUCAACAUGUCGAGGAAGGACCUGUCAAUUCGUUUGGCAAAUCUCAAGCUGGACAUCUCGGACAGGAAGACCAAGCGCUUCUUCAAGGAGAAGGAGCGCAGGCAGUUGGUUGAGACGCUUAGCCCGGCCAUUGCGGAUGCCAAAACACAAAGGCUUCUGGCGGAACAGGCAGCGGGCUCUCAAGUGGAAGUCACCCCCGUGGAUGUGGCGCCUGCUGCUGCCAGCAUGGAGGCAUUUGCUUCCGACUGCGACAAGCAUCCGUCCUCCGGCACUCGACAGAGGCGCUACAAGCACUACAGCGACGCAGAGUUGGCGUCGCUGCUGCGCGAGAAG
Molecule: messenger RNA, 2256 nt
Organism: Symbiodinium pilosum
Lineage: Eukaryota; Dinophyceae; Suessiales; Symbiodiniaceae
Source: the annotation of a GenBank genome assembly